Messenger RNA from Hippocampus zosterae (dwarf seahorse), 4890 nucleotides. RefSeq names its product interleukin 6 cytokine family signal transduce (gene il6st). Bases 241 to 2937 code for a protein of 898 amino acids. The transcript has 17 exons. Lineage: Eukaryota; Metazoa; Chordata; Actinopteri; Syngnathiformes; Syngnathidae. Gene Ontology annotation, molecular function: cytokine receptor activity; cytokine binding. Gene Ontology annotation, cellular component: membrane; external side of plasma membrane; signaling receptor complex. The record is from RefSeq and is a predicted model, not a curated record. Gene Ontology annotation, biological process: cytokine-mediated signaling pathway.
UGUAGUUCAGUACUGUAUGUCGAUCCGUGUUUUGUGAGAUCUGACAGCGCAGCAACGGCUGGCUAUUACCACACAAGCUUCUUCCUUGACGGGAAAUGGGUGGUCCUUAUACGGUCAGUUGUUUAGCCUUAAACCCAAAGAUUUAACGUACAUAACCUGUUUUUACAAUCUUUGGACUCAAACGACAUUAAUGAUAAAUUAAGAGUAUACAUGGACUCAUACUGACACAUUUUGCCCAUUAUGACCAUGGUGUUGGGAAGAAGGCUCCUGCUAUUUGCGCUCGCAUGUUUGGCUUCGUCUUCGUCUUCAGCAGAAACUGGAAGCCAUUUGGUUAUAACCCCACAGUCUCCAGUGCUCCAGAUUGGGACUAACUUCACAGCUACAUGUGUGAUCAUUGGCACAACCGAAGUCACAGCAGAUGACCUCUACUGGAAUCUUUCACAGAUUGUUAUCCCAAGUAAUCAGUACACCAAGAUCAAUGAGUCAGCACUCAGUGUCACUAUCCCUGUCGACAAUGAAGAGUCAGAGUGGUUAUAUUGCCACUGCAAGGAAACGUCCUCCUACGUUUUCUUCAACAAGGGCAAAUUUGUUCACGGGAUCCACCUAACAAAAGUCUAUCAUCCAGAGAAGCCCAAGAAUCUGACCUGUAUAGCACUUCAGGGGGUACAUUAUAUGUCAAAAGACUUCAAGUGCUCAUGGGAACCACCCGAACACCACAUCAAGGAAAUGCCGACAACCUAUACGUUACACGCUAAAGUCAUCCAGAAUAAUCAAGCCUACAAUGUGUCAACACAAAAAAAUACUGCUACGGUGACAAUGGAAACAUUCCCGUUCCAUUUGGACCUAGAAAUUUGGGUUGUAGCUGACAAUCAACUGGGAACUGUCGAGUCUGAACAUCUGAAACAAGAAGCUACCUCGUUUGCCAAAACAAACCCUCCAUCAAGCGUUGAAGUCUUUUCAGAGGAAUCAUUUCCCACAUCCCUUCUCAUAAACUGGAAACAUCCAAUUCCGAAACAAAAUUUUGUGUUAAAAUACCAAAUCCGGUAUUGCCUCAAUGGAUCUCACAAUUGGAUUAGUGUACCGAUGGUUCUUAUUACCAAAGACGCUGAGUCCUUUAGACUCCAAAACCUCCAACCUGAUACAGUUUAUACCACUCAGGUGCGCUGUAAACAUGUCAACAAGCAAUAUGGGUAUUGGAGUAAUUGGAGUGCUAAUGUGACUGAGAAAACACACGCAUAUAGACCAACAAGUAAACCAGAUUUAUGGCACAUAAUUACAGAAGGCGAAAGUGUAAAUGAGCGUCAGGUCAAGUUUAUUUGUAAGAAUCCUGUGUUGUCAAAUGGAAAGAUAACGGGCUUCAAGAUAAAGAUUCAAACCCGAAAAGAUGACAUGAUGAAUAGAAGUAUGCCGUGGGAUAAUAUUCCUGUCAAGGAGCCAGAGGUCGACAGCUUCCAUAGCCACAAGUUCACCGUCUUAAAAGAGAUGACCCUGCCGGACAACAUAAGUGCGCGAGUGUAUGUCACCGCCAUCAAUUCUGCGGGGGAGUCUCCUCAGGCAUCAUUUGGUAUCCCAGAGAGAGCGAUUUCAGAUCUUGACCCAGUGGAGGGAUUUAAAGUGGACCCACAAGGGGACACAUUUUUCCUCAAAUGGAAUCCUCCCAAAAAAUCAGCUGUGACACAAUAUGUUGUGCAGUGGGUUAGUGCUAAUGGCAUGGACUGGCAGAGGGAAAACAAAACCACCCAGCAAACUACUAUCAAAGGCAACAUUGAGAAGUUUAUUUGCUACAACAUAUCUGUAUAUCCCAUAUACUCUGGAUGGACGGGAAAACCAGCAAGAGUAGAAGCUUAUCUUGAGGAACGGGCUCCUUUGGUAGGCCCCUCUGUUCGACUUAAUGGUAAACCAGGACGAAAUCAAGCAGAGCUUGUGUGGAAUGAAAUUCCGCAACACCAACGGCAAGGCUUCAUCACAAACUACACAAUUUUCUAUUCAAGUGGGAGUAAACGCUCAGCAAUCACCGUACCAGCGACCAACACCUCAUAUGUCCUGACUUCACUGUCAGCUAACACCAAGUAUGAUGCCUGGAUCAGGGCAUCCACCAAUGGGGGCUCGACCGAUGGCACAAACCAUUCAUUUACCACCCUGAAAUAUGCACCGGGGGAGAUUGAGAUGAUUGUGGUUGGAGUGAGCCUUGGCUUUCUCUUUGUGGUUCUCUUAACCAUGUUGCUGUGCAUCUACAAAAAAGACGUAAUCAGGAAGAAUUUAUGGCCUUGGAUUCCAAACCCGAGAAAGAGCACCAUUGGAAACUGGUCCCCUGAUUAUCCUUUAAAAACAGAGACACCAAAGGAGAACUUUCUGUCUGGCAUCAGUGUGCUUGAUGUGGACGUAAGUGAUGGGAAAUCGGUGUCUGAGGAAGACAAAACGAGCCUGGCUCUCAAGAAGGACAAGUAUCUGUCUGAGGAGCACAGCAGUGGCAUCGGAGGCUCCUCUUGUAUGUCUUCACCUCGUCAGAGUGUGUCUGACAGCGAUGAGGGUGCUGACAUUGCUGACACCACAGCCAGCACUGUUCAGUACUCCUCAGUGGUGGCCUCGAAUGGCUACAAAGGCCAGACCCCAAGUGCCCAACCUCAGCAGCUCAUUUUCUCCCGUUCCGAGUCCACACAGCCGCUUCUGGACUCGGAGGAGAACCCGGACCUUUUAGUGCAGGAGGGCAGUAGAGCUUCCCAACCAUUCUCACAAGUGACUUGCUUCUCACACUCUGCAUGGAACCAAGACAAUUGCAGCUUUCCUGAGUUGAACCAGCUGGAGGUGGAGCCAGAGGAGGUCCUGUUGCAGCUGGACAUGUGUCCCUCGGGAGAAGACAGUGAGCAGAAAACACUUACAGACGGCCAGUCCCUCUCCAGUUACAUGCCACAGCUUGGUGGCUACAGGCCACAGUAAGAACGUUUACAGGACAAGCCUGUGGUUUGUAGAUGACGUGACAAAUGAUGUGCCAGUGUUGAUGUUGCAUGUUCAUUUCAAGUCUUUGGUAAUCCCAAAAAGGAUACUAUUAUUUCUGUUCUCUGUUUGCUCUUAACGAAGCAGAACAACAUUUUCAAAAAAAUAAUGGGUACACAUAUAUUCCAGAUGAAAAUCAUUUGAUAAUGUUGAAUGAAGAACAUGUCGUCGGAAUGAUCCCUGGAACGCAAGUCCUAACGCCACAAAAGACUGGAUACAGAAUCAUACUCAAAUCACUCAAUAUCAAAGUCUCUCUGGUAGUAAAGAUGUAUGCAUGACUGCCAUGUUGCGUUAUACAGUGGAACCUAAAUCCGACGGACUAAUUGGAGGAAGGGGUACGUCCAUUCGAGCCAGUUGUCCAUUACAUCAAAUUGCUUUUUUUCGUGCGCUUAAAACCACCCAUUACAGUGCAAAGUUAUUGUUUUGUACUUUUUUCCAUAGCCUGAAAAUACCCACUACAGUACAAAAUUACUGUAAAUAAAUGUGUGUAUGUGGAGGGGUGGGGGGCUCGAAACUGUAUGAAAAGUUUACUCAAACUCACCUUGUUGGUGGUGCUCGGGGUGAGGAUAAUGGUGUCUAUCUGAUAGCAGUCAUGAGCCAUGAUGUUAACACUUGCUUUUUUCACCGUCAUUACGAUUAAAUGUGAUAGAUAAGGUCUUUCCCCACCAAAAAAAAAAAAAACAACAGUACUCCCUCCACCCCUCAAAAAAAAUGCUAAGCUAAUGUCCAGGCUUUUCAUUACCGCUACAUAUAGUAUGCACAUGCAUUGCUUUUGCUGGGAAAAUUGUCACUGCCAACAUGGCCGCAACAUUGGCAACCAUUUCAGCCUGACCCUGACGAGAUGACAAAUGGUCUACUGAGGACUUUUCAUCCAUACCUGGAGCACUGCAUCAAUAUAAAAUACAUCCUUCGAAUUUUCUGCUAAAACAUGACAAAAAACCUAACCAGAAGCCUGCUGGAGGUCAAUUUUUGAAAUUCCAGCAAUGCUCUCUCCGUUCCCUCCCUUGCCCUCCUACAGCCCGUCCAUCUUUCCUGGUGUACUGGGCGGUUUCCUGAUAUCUCCUUUAUGCACGUGCUUGGAGACGCAACAGACCAUCUGGCCAAAGCGCGUAUGGCUGAGCCAUCUUGGAGCAACUUAUUUGUGCCGUAGACACGGUGCUCCCUAUGACGCCGGCAGUGUAAAAAUAGAAAACUGGCUGUGGCUCUUCAAGUGAGGAUGUGGCGAGGGAAGGUGUCUGCGGCCACGAGUUGCAAAACCAUUCCUUGAUCGAGGUUUUUUUUCUGUCGGUCCCAUUUACACAAUCAGGUGAAAUUGCUUCACAAUUGUUAUUGCUUCCAAACAGGGCAGAAUAGUAUCCCAGAAGUGUGACUUACAGUAUUAGUAUUUAGUUCGUGACUUGCUUACAGUGUCAAAUUACAUUUCCAUAACUUUGAAUCAGUCACUGAGUGCUUCACUUGCUUCGCCUCCAAGUGGAUGCAGCGUAGGUUCAGUUCCCACUCAGUCGAAUGUGAGUGUGAACAUUUGUCUGGCUUAAUAUGUGCCCUGCAGUCAACUGGUAAACAAUCCACAGUGUUGGUUUGAUCGACUUUGUAUCACAAGUAUACCAGAAAUGCACUUUUAGAGUUAAUUCCAGAUAUUGCAUUUCAAAAUGUCACUUGAGCAUGGGCAGAGGUGUGUGCCUUUUUGUAAUGUGGCAGGCAUUUAAACAAAGCAACUUUGAGAUUGUCUGUUUGAUUUAUGGUCUGUUGUUUUUGUUACAUUGGUCACAGUCUUCAUCUUAACUGUGAACUUGGAUGCAGAUCAAGUCACAAGCUCACAGUAACAUAUUCUUAUUGUCAGUGUUCAUUUCAGUGUGUUUUGGAGUGCCUUUCACAAUGAAAAUAAACAUAUCACAC